This is a messenger RNA of Tinamus guttatus (white-throated tinamou), 1036 nucleotides long. RefSeq names its product fucosyltransferase 7 (gene FUT7). NCBI's taxonomy places the organism in Eukaryota, Metazoa, Chordata, Aves, Tinamiformes, Tinamidae. The record is from RefSeq and is a predicted model, not a curated record. Gene Ontology annotation, molecular function: alpha-(1->3)-fucosyltransferase activity. Gene Ontology annotation, cellular component: membrane.
AUGUUGACAUGGCCACCCCGGAGCCUGCCCAGCGUGAAGGUGCUAAUCACCAUUGGGUUAUUCAUAACCAUGCUCUGGAACCUCAAGUACGUUCUUAACUUGUCUGACAUCUUCAGUAGAGCCCCCAGGCACACUAAGCCUCUGAUGAUCCUGGUCUGGGAAUGGCCCUCCAAGCAGGCUCCAAACAUCAGCACGGAUGUCUGCAGAGACCUCUACAACAUCAUGGACUGCUGGCUCACCAUGGAUCGCAGGCUGUACAGCCUGGCAGACGUGGUGGUGUUCCACCAUGACACUCUCCAGAAGAACAGGGACAAGCUCCCAAAGGAGAAGCCUCCUGGGCAGAACUGGCUGUGGGUCUCCUUGGAGUCCCCCACAAACACUAAAGCUUUAGCAGGAUGGAAACAAACCUUCAACUGGGUCAUGACCUACAGACAAGACUCAGACAUCUUCAUGCCCUAUGGCAAGCUUGUGCCCAACCGGUCAGCAAUGGUGAACAUCCCCAAUAAGACCAGCUUGGUGACCUGGGUCAUCAGCAAUUAUCACAGGUCUCAGAAAAGAGCAGCGGUCUACAGAAACCUCUCCAGGUACCUCCAUGUGGACAUAUACGGGAAGGCAAACAAAAAGCCACUUUGCAAGGACUGCCUCCUGCCAACCACGUCCAAGUCCAAGUUCUACCUUGCCUUUGAGAACUCCAUCCACCGGGACUACAUCACCGAGAAGGUCUGGAGGAACUCCCUGAUGGCUGGAACUGUGCCGGUGGUGCUUGGCCCACCCCGGGCCAACUACGAGCAGUUUGUUCCUGCAGACUCUUUCAUCCACGUGGACGACUUUCAGUCCCUGGCAGAGCUGGCCACCUUCCUGAAGACCAUGAAUGCCAGUCGGUACCGGCAGUUCUUUGCGUGGCAGAAGAGGUACAGCGUGAAGCUCUACGUGGACUGGAGGGAGCGCAUCUGUAUGAUUUGCACCAAGUACGCCAGCCUGCGCCAGGGUCACGUGUAUCCUGACCUGGAGAGCUGGUUCAAAGCCUAGCACGGGG